This is a messenger RNA of Pangasianodon hypophthalmus (striped catfish), 3056 nucleotides long. It is a transcript of the gene jazf1b, whose product is annotated as JAZF zinc finger 1b. The coding region runs from base 171 to 902 and encodes 243 amino acids. The transcript has 5 exons. The record is from RefSeq and is a predicted model, not a curated record. Gene Ontology annotation, cellular component: nucleus. NCBI's taxonomy places the organism in Eukaryota, Metazoa, Chordata, Actinopteri, Siluriformes, Pangasiidae.
UGGCCCAUCCCCCUCCUCCUCGUGCAGCUGCUCCAGCUGUGUGUGUUGCGCGCGCGCGCGCGUGUGUGUGUAUAUUCGAGUGUGCGAGUGUGAGUGUGUGUGCCCGCCGGUGUGCGUGCCUACGUGCCGCUUCCUUUCCGCUCGCCCUCGCGCUCAAUGUUGCAACCACCAUGACAGGCAUCGCUGCUGCCUCCUUUUUCUCCAAUACGUGCCGUUUCGGAGGCUGCGGGCUGCACUUCGACUCCCUGGUGGAGCUGAUCGUCCACAUCGAGGACAACCACAUCGAUACGGAUCCUCGCGUGCUUGAGAAACAGGAGUUGCAGCAGCCUACAUAUGUUGCUCUCAGCUACAUAAACAGGUUCAUGACAGAUGCAGCGAGGAGAGAGCACGAGACUCUGAAGAAGAAAGUUCAGCCAAAGCUGUCUCUCUCUCUGACAGGCAGCCUAUCACGUAACAGUGUGUCCACUCCGCCCCGACACACCAGCGGCAACCUCACUCCACCUGUGACACCACCUAUUACACCCUCAUCAUCAUUCAGGAGCAGCACUCCCACGGGUAGUGAGUAUGAUGAGGAGGAAGCAGACUACGAGGAGUCUGACAGUGAUGAGUCUUGGACCACCGAAAGUGCCAUUAGCUCCGAGUCCAUCCUCAGCUCCAUGUGCAUGAAUGGAGGCGACGAGAAACCUUUCGCCUGCCCCGUGCCUGGCUGCAAAAAGAGAUACAAGAAUGUGAAUGGUAUCAAGUAUCACGCCAAGAACGGCCACCGCACUCAAAUCCGUGUGCAUAAGCCGUUUAAAUGCCGCUGUGGGAAAAGCUACAAGAGCGCACAGGGCCUGCGCCUCCACACCAUCAACUUCCACCCGCCUGUCUCGGCUGACAUCAUCCGCAAGAUGCAGCAGUAGAGCGGGCCUCUGUGCCAACCAGAUCCUUCACACAUACGUUCCAUCAUUAGAAGCUGUUGCUGCAUUUGAUACCUUUCCUGCUUUGUUACUCUUUAUUCCUCCUUGUCCUCCACGAGGAAGACUCUGUCCCCUCAUUCCACCUCUCCAUGAGGAAACUUGUACCCCUUCAUUUAACUCUUCCAUAAGGAAGACUCUUUCUAUCUUGCCAUCAUUUCAUACCUCGUUUAGGAGGUUUUCUUUAUCCCCCUUUUCAUUCCAUCUCUUUGUGAAGAGUAAACCCUUUUACCCUCUUAAGUCAAGGAGCUCCUAUGUUCCCUUUACACUACGCUUUGAAUUGCAUGCAUUUUUUGUAUCCUGUUAUCUGUUCUGUGUCUAUUUGAGAUGAUGUAUCAUAUUAGAGUUUGCAGUUUUGUACUUUUGCACAUUCAAUUAUUAUUCUUUUUCUGUCUUGUAUUACUAUUGAUAUAAGGUGCUUAUUGUAAAAUUAUUGGGAUAUGUUGAGAUAAGGCUUGGCAUAACUGUGGCACGAUUUCCCAACAGUUGCUGUCUCCACUUGGGGCAGUGUGUGAUGCGUGCCAAAGCCACAACAUCAGAAUUCAACCAGCAUGACUUUUUUUGGCUUCUGACAAGAGAAAAGGGCAAAAAAAAGGAAGGGCAGAACAUUUCUGAAUGUUCAUGCCACCCAAUAAGAAUAUAACCAACAUUUUUAGUUGUAGAUUAUAAUAAAUGCAUAUAGACUUUCAUAAUCAGAUGCUAAAUAUAUCCUUUUAUUCCCAAGUUUUAUUUUUUUGCAUUUCCAGUUAAAAAAAAAUUAUACCAAGCUAAAGAUUAAGUUUGGGAGUUUACCUUGGGUAAGUUUAAUCCCAUAUUUGUCAUCCUUGGACAAAUCAUGUUUUACACCUAUUAACAAUCUCAGGUGACAGAUUGCCAGCAUUUCAAACACAUUAUCUUGCCCAUGUGGUCUAAUGGUAUUUUUAUACAGCUGUUACACGGGUCCCAGGCCAGCUGUGGCCGGUGUGUUCUAGAACCUCUGGAGCAUUCUAGAACUCCACAGCUGAAUCCAUUGCCUGAUAAAGGACCUAAAGCACUUUGUAGCACCUAGUUGCCAACGUAGUAAGGAAGUUUUCAUUGCCAACACGUCAGGGACAGCAGAGUCCUACCUGCGAGUCACUGAGUCAAAUCUACACACUGACACGCUGCUUGGGGGUUAGAAUACAUGUACUCUUUUUUUUUUUUUUUUUUUUUUCAGUCUAGGGGAUUUCUUUUAUUUUCUUAUCUUUCAUCAGAGCCCCAAAAAUGUGUUAGUUUCAGAUUAUUGUAACUGAUUGCCUUGAACUGUUGUAGACAACAGCAUUCCGUAGCUUUGGUGUAACAAGUCAAUCCGGAUUGUGUUUUGUCCUUUGACACUGGCUGAGCUCUGGCGUUACGUGAGCCGCCUUUCAGAUGGACAGAUGACAGUUAUUGUACUUCCCAAUAUUAAAACUACAGCAGAGCAGUUGCCCAUCACCGUCUUUGGUGGUCUUCUGCACCAACAGUGUUGUUUUGCUAAUGUGGCAGUAGGAUAACUCAGGGAUGUCCUGUCCUAGAGUUAGAACUUCAUUUUUCUGCCUUUUUUGCUUGAGUGUAAGUCAGACGGGAGCAGACUUCUGAGUACCAGCAGUAAUCUUGCAUCAGUUUUUGCAUUAAAUAGAGUAGUUCUAUAGAAAGAGGUGUUCUAUUCCAAAAUCAAUCACCCUACUCUGGGAGGUAUCAGAAGAAAAACAAGAAGAGUUGGCAGUGAAAGGCUUGAUCAAGAGCCAAGCUGCCAAUCACCCAUGAUCAUGACAUUCUAACUGCAUGGACGUCACUGUUGUAAUGGAAUUACUUGUUUAAAUGAACAUUGUGACAGUAUUAUACUGCCAGUCUAGAGGGAAGUAUUGGACAUGUUGUGCAUAGUUUAUGUAUUAUGUAUCUGUGUAAGUGCAUUAAAUUAUAUUUUCAUACAUUUUUUGGGGGAAAAAAUUCCUACAUGUAAUGCCAUUGACACCAGGGGUUGUUUUCAAACUGGUGAAUUUCUUCAACAACAAACAGAAAAAACUGACAAAAAAAGCUGCUUCAUAAAUGUAAUCCUGGUUACAAGUUAAAUAUUAAAUGGCCUCUGAUGUGUUUCGAUAA